This is a messenger RNA of Phalaenopsis equestris, 672 nucleotides long. RefSeq lists its product as uncharacterized. The transcript is spliced from 3 exons. Bases 82 to 462 code for a protein of 126 amino acids. The record is from RefSeq and is a predicted model, not a curated record. Lineage: Eukaryota; Viridiplantae; Streptophyta; Magnoliopsida; Asparagales; Orchidaceae.
AGGGGUCGCGUUAGAAAUCUACAUCUACAAUCGUCGUCCGCGAAGCAUCGAUCCUUGACCAAGAACUUGUUAUCGGUUCGGAUGGCGGAAGAACGGGGAAGACCAGAUGCUCAGCUUUUUGAACUCCUAACGUCUCUUCUCCAAGAGGUAGAAUCAUUAAGCAACCAAGAGGAAGUUGAGCUAAGGGAGAAGAUAGAAGCACUGGGAAUAGAAGUAACUAAGGUGCCUCCAAAGCCUCCAAAUAAUCUCAAUGAGCUUGAGAUAGCAGCUGAGCUUGAUAGGUUAUCAGCCAAGCUAGAUGAUGUGGACAAAUUGAUAUCAUCGACAAUGGCUAAUGACCCUGAGGUUCGCUCGCUCCUUAGCAGCACGGCCGAUGUGUGGCUGCCGGUCAUCACUGCCACUGCCGAUCAAAGGCGAAGUUUUGCUGUAAUCAACAAUAAUGAUGAUCAGCAACAGCCGUGACUUGCUUAAGUAUGAAGCUGCUGAAAACCAGGGCCCUCUUGGUAAUGCUUUUGUUUGUUAAACAUGUCUGGUUAAAUUUUUGUUUAAUAGUUUGUUGAAUAAAAAAUUAUUGAUUCUGUGUGAAAAAAAAUCUGUUGUUGACUUGAUAUUGUUAUUUGUAAUUAGGUGUUUUAGUUGCAGUUUUGUGAUUGUGCAAGUAAUCUUUGUAUA